UUAUACACAUGGAAGGUGAAAAGGAGCCGCACGCAAGCGUGUGUCCGAGAAGUGAGGCAAAGAAACUAUUUUCUACCUCGUUUAUCUGUCUUUCUAUCAUCAAACGCUAAUAGAGUAUAGACACCUGCGCGCGCGCGCGAAAGAGGAGGAAGAAAAAGAGAAGAGCGAGCGCGACGCCCUCUCGGCAGGCUCGACUCCGCGUUCGCGCGGGAAAUUGAGCGACUUUCGAGGUUAGCCCCGCGCGCGCGGAACUUCUCGGAAGAGUUCGAGGUGAGACUGCAGGAUCGUCGUGACUCCCGUCGACGAUGUCGAGUCCUAUGAGACCGCCGAGGACUCCGGUCCCACAGGACGACAGCCGUUCGCCGAGCGGCACGCCGGCCGUCACGCCGACCGGUACGCCGACCGGUACACCGACCGGCACACCGAGAGGCACGCCGAGGCGGCAGCCUCGGACGCCGACCUCCGUCAGGACACCCUCGGUCGCCGGGACGCCCAGCCUCGUCGGCUCCGUCAGAGGUACACCUCAGAGGAGACCGAGCAGUAUUCCGGUGGACACCCCGUUGCGAUGGGCCAACAACCGUCAGACGCACGAGACCAUCGCCUCCUCGGAGGGACUGUCCUCCGCGCUGCAGUCCUCGCCGAAUCGACAGGCGCAGACGAGUCCGCUCGCGGCGGGUAUGAGCGAGAUAGAGAUGUCCUCGCCGCUGAAUUACGGCACCCCCAGCUCCCUGGCGUCGAUUCGCACCCCCCGCAGCGGCGUCAGGGGUACGCCCGUGCGACAGAGACCGGACGUUCAGUCCGACAGGCGUGUGCGGCAGGUUAACCUGGCCGAACCUAUACCAGAGGAGGAUGCGGAUAGAACGUCGGAGGGUGAGAACGGCCCGCAGUUGACGAUCUGGGGCACGAGUGUCGUGGUGGAUCGCAUCAAGAGGCAAUUCAGACGCUUCGUUGUGUCAUUCAUCGAUCCGGAAGCGGAGAACGACGAGUUGCCUGAGAACAUGAACCUGUCGGAGCCGCUCUACACGCAGAAGCUCGAAGAGAUACAUGUACUGGAGGAGCCCUACUUGAAUGUAAACUGCGCCCAUCUCGAGGCGUUCGACGCGCAGCUCUACAACGAGCUGGUGCUGUAUCCCCAGGAGGUGAUACCGGCGUUCGAUCUGACCGCGAACGAAAUAUUCUUCGAGAAGUUCCCCGGCGCGGAGCUGGAGCACUCGAUUCAGGUGCGUCCGUACAACGUGACGCGGACCACGAGCAUGCGUCUGCUGAACCCGGAUGACAUAGACCGAUUGAUCACGGUUACCGGGAUGGUCAUUAGAACGUCGAACAUCAUGCCGGAGAUGCGCGAGGCGUUCUUCAAGUGCAUCGCGUGCGCCUUCACGACGACCGUGGUCAUCGACCGGGGCCACAUUGCCGAGCCCACGGUGUGCACCCACUGCAACAACAAUUUCUGCUUCACUCUGAUACACAAUCGCAGCCACUUCACCGAUAAGCAGAUGAUCAAGCUGCAAGAGUCGCCGGACGACAUGCCGGCUGGUCAGACUCCUCACACGGUGGUGCUCUUCGCGCAUCACAAUCUGGUCGACGCCGUCUCGCCGGGCGAUCGGGUUUCCGUCACCGGCAUAUAUCGCGCGUUGCCGAUACGCGUCAAUCCUCGGCAGUCCAACGUACGAGCUAUCUACAGGACGCACGUCGACGUUGUCCACUUCAGAAAGCAGGACUCAAAGCGUUUGUACGAGCAAGAGGACGGCAAGAAGCAUACGUUUCCACCAGAGAGAGUGGAGCUAUUGAAACUGCUAUCGCAAAAGGAGGACAUAUACGAACGAUUGGCGCGACACAUUGCUCCCAGCAUCUACGAGAACGAGGACGUCAAGAAGGGUAUACUGCUGCAAUUGUUCGGCGGCAGGAAGAAGGAGCAGAGCGAACAGACCAAGAAAUACUUCCGCUCCGAAAUUAAUAUACUUCUGUGCGGAGACCCGGGUACAAGUAAAUCGCAACUGCUACAGUUUGUCUUCAAUUUGGUGCCGCGCUCGCAGUACAGCAGCGGAAAGGGUUCCAGCGCGGUGGGCUUGACCGCGUUCGUAACGAAAGACCCCGAGAGCCGCCAAUUGGUAUUGCAAACCGGCGCCCUGGUGCUCGCGGAUAACGGUAUCUGUUGCAUCGACGAAUUCGACAAGAUGAACGACAGCACGCGCUCGGUGCUGCACGAAGUUAUGGAGCAGCAAACGCUGAGUAUCGCGAAAGCGGGUAUCAUUUGUCAGCUGAAUGCGAGAACUAGUAUUCUGGCAGCGGCCAACCCUUGCGAGUCGCAGUGGAAUAAAAAUAAGACGGUGGUAGAAAACGUCAUGUUGCCGCAUACGCUGAUGUCGCGCUUCGACUUAAUCUUCCUGAUGCUCGAUCCGCAGGACGAGGUGUUCGACAGGAAACUCGCCAGGCAUUUGGUAUCGUUGUACUACAAAUCCGAUUUGGAAGAAGAGGACGACAUCGUGGACAUGAGUAUCCUGCGUGACUACAUAGCUUACGCCAAGGAACACGUUCAGCCUAUACUUAAUGAGGAGAGCCAACAGAGGCUGAUUCAGGCUUACGUCGAUAUGCGCAGAGUAGGAAGCGGUCACGGGCAAAUCACGGCUUAUCCGAGGCAAUUGGAGUCUCUGAUAAGACUCGCCGAGGCACACGCUAAAAUGCGAUUCAGCAGCGUAGUGGAGAUCACGGACGUCGAGGAAGCUUGGAGAUUACAUCGUGAGGCAUUGAAACAGUCCGCCAUCGAUCCACUGAGUGGCAAGAUCGAUAUUAGUAUCCUGACGACUGGCAUGUCGUUGGCAGCGAGAAAGCGUCGGCAGGAGUUGGUCGAGGCGUUGAAGAAGCUCAUCAAGGGCAAGGAUAAGGCACCGACGUUAAAUUACCAGAAGAUUUUCACGGAACUGAAAGAAUCGUCCAGCACGUUGAUGACGCGCGAGAUGUUCGAAGAUGCUCUGAAGGAGCUGCAGGAUGAUGGUGUGGUGAUUGUAACCGGCAAAAAUACCAUUCGCGUUUGUUAAAAAUAACUCACGUUUGCAUCGUGUAUUUUUAGAACAGUAAUAUAUAGUGGUAUACAAACAUUACUAAUAAUCCAUUGAUACUAUGAAUCUUGUAAGAAAUCAUACUGAUAGGACAUUUUUUUACGAUUAUCGAAAUACUUUCCUUGUCUAAUAACAGUGAAACAUUUUUAACAAGC
This is a messenger RNA of Vollenhovia emeryi, 3211 nucleotides long. RefSeq names its product DNA replication licensing factor MCM4 (gene dpa). Gene Ontology annotation, cellular component: nucleus; MCM complex. Gene Ontology annotation, molecular function: single-stranded DNA binding; ATP hydrolysis activity; ATP binding. Bases 306 to 3035 code for a protein of 909 amino acids. The transcript is spliced from 8 exons. Gene Ontology annotation, biological process: double-strand break repair via break-induced replication; mitotic DNA replication initiation; DNA strand elongation involved in DNA replication. Lineage: Eukaryota; Metazoa; Arthropoda; Insecta; Hymenoptera; Formicidae. The record is from RefSeq and is a predicted model, not a curated record.